AUGUUUGGGAUUCAAGAUACUUUAGGAAGAGGACCCAUUCUGAAAGAGAAAUCUCUCGCUUCUGAAAUGGAUUCCGUCAGGUCCUGGGUCAGAAAUGUUGGGGUGGUGGAUGCAAAUGUAGCUGCACAAAGCGGAGUAGCUUUGUCCAGAGCCCACUUCGAAAAACAACCACCUUCCAACUUGAGGAAAUCCAAUUUCUUUCAUUUUGUCCUGGCUCUCUACGACAGGCAGGGGCAGCCGGUGGAAAUAGAGAGGACCGCCUUUGUGGACUUCGUAGAAAAUGAUAAAGAACAAGGCAAUGAAAAGACCAAUAACGGCACACACUACAAACUUCAACUCCUUUACAGCAAUGGUGUCAGAACUGAACAGGAUCUGUUUGUUAGGCUCAUCGAUUCAGUCACUAAACAGCCCAUCACUUACGAAGGACAGAACAAGAAUCCAGAAAUGUGCAGAGUUCUGCUUACUCAUGAAGUCAUGUGCAGCCGGUGCUGUGAAAAGAAAAGUUGUGGCAAUAGAAACGAGACUCCCUCGGAUCCUGUGAUCAUCGACAGAUUCUUCUUGAAAUUUUUCCUCAAGUGCAAUCAGAAUUGUUUGAAAACAGCAGGGAACCCCAGAGACAUGAGACGUUUCCAGGUUGUGUUAUCAACAACAGUGAAUGUUGAUGGACAUGUAUUGGCAGUGUCUGACAACAUGUUUGUUCAUAACAACUCUAAACAUGGACGGAGAGCGAGGAGACUUGACCCCUCAGAAGCCACACCAUGCAUCAAAGCUAUUAGCCCAAGUGAAGGCUGGACUACAGGGGGCGCAAUGGUGAUCAUUAUAGGAGACAAUUUCUUCGAUGGGCUACAAGUGGUAUUUGGGACCAUGCUUGUAUGGAGUGAGCUGAUCACACCUCACGCUAUUCGAGUCCAGACCCCCCCUCGUCACAUUCCUGGUGUAGUCGAAGUCACACUUUCGUAUAAAUCCAAACAGUUCUGCAAAGGAGCCCCGGGCAGGUUUAUUUACACCGCUUUAAAUGAACCCACCAUCGAUUAUGGUUUCCAGAGACUGCAGAAGGUCAUCCCGAGGCAUCCCGGUGACCCAGAGAGACUAGCCAAGGAGAUGCUGUUGAAAAGAGCCGCUGACCUAGUUGAAGCACUGUAUGGAACGCCACAUAAUAACCAGGAUAUUAUUCUGAAGCGAGCUGCGGACAUUGCAGAAGCUUUGUACAGUGUCCCAAGGAAUCCUGGCCAGAUCCCUGCUUUGUCUAGUUCUCCAGCUCAUAGCAGCAUGAUGGGAAUCAAUUCCUAUGGGAGCCAGUUAGGAGUCAGCAUCUCAGAGUCGACACAGGGGAACAACCAAGGUUACAUUCGUAAUACAAGCAGCAUCUCCCCUCGAGGUUACUCUUCCAGUUCAACACCUCAGCAGUCUAAUUAUAGCACCUCCAGUAAUAGCAUGAACGGCUACAGCAAUGUCCCAAUGUCUAACCUGGGAGUUCCCAGCUCACCUGGUUUCAUUAAUGGCUCUCCAACAGGAUCUCCCUAUGGAAUAAUGUCUUCAAGUCCAACAGUUGGCUCUUCCAGCGCUUCUUCCAUCCUUCCAUUCUCCUCCUCCGUCUUUCCUGCUGUCAAACAGAAGAGUGCCUUUGCCCCUGUCAUCAGACCCCAAGGGUCUCCCUCCCCUGCCUGCUCUAGUGGCAAUGGAAAUGGGUUUAGAGAUAAACAGAAAGAGACCAGUACAUUUCAUGAAGAGGGAGAAAAGAAUACAGAUAAGUUACUUCUCUCCCAAUCUGUUUAA
Emys orbicularis (European pond turtle) is the source of this 1776-nucleotide messenger RNA. RefSeq names its product EBF transcription factor 2 (gene EBF2). Gene Ontology annotation, biological process: regulation of transcription by RNA polymerase II. The transcript has 16 exons. Lineage: Eukaryota; Metazoa; Chordata; Testudines; Emydidae. The record is from RefSeq and is a predicted model, not a curated record. Bases 1 to 1776 code for a protein of 591 amino acids. Gene Ontology annotation, molecular function: RNA polymerase II cis-regulatory region sequence-specific DNA binding; DNA-binding transcription factor activity, RNA polymerase II-specific.